This is a messenger RNA of Callithrix jacchus (white-tufted-ear marmoset), 3744 nucleotides long. NCBI's taxonomy places the organism in Eukaryota, Metazoa, Chordata, Mammalia, Primates, Cebidae. The record is from RefSeq and is a predicted model, not a curated record.
AGAUACUCUUAUUUUUGCCCCCUAUCUGAUCAUGAAUUCCUCCUGGAUGCACGCUCCCUAAAGUGUUCUGUGUUUUAGUGGUUAUAAUUUCCCACAUCCCACGAUGCCCCUUGAUAGAAUUAAUCUUUCUGUACUCACACAAAUGGAAACAGAAGAGAUCAAAAAUUCUGGGGAUAUGGCCUCGCAGGUCUCAAAAUCAUCGGCUGCUAAGCACAACCUGCACUUCUCUGCCUCUCUUCUUGGCUGAGUUCCUUUCUUGGCUCAGAGUCAGAUUUUCCACGGCCUAGGAGGCUUAGGACCCAGGGGGCGCCUUUCAGCCGAAAAACAGCUCGCGCUGCAGUAAGCUAGCUGGGAAGCUCCCAGUUCUAAAGAGAGGCUGUUUACCCGAAGAGCAUAACAAGGGCAGGUCUGACUGCAAGGCUGGGACUGGAAGGCAGAGCCGCUGCCAAGGGGGCCCCGGUUGGACACUGGUCGUUCAAUCACCUGUAAGACGAAGGAGGCAAGGAUGCUGCUGGCCUGGGUGCAGGCAUUCCUCGUCAGCAACAUGCUCCUAGCAGAAGCCUACCGAUCUGGAGGCUGUUUGUGGGACAACGGCCACCUGUACCGGGCGGACCAGCUCUCCCCUGCGCCGGGCCUCCGCUGCCUCAACUGGCUGGACGCGCAGAGCCGGCUGGCCUCGGCCCCCGUGUUGGGCGCCGGCAAUCACAGUUAUUGCCGAAACCCGGACGAGGACCCGCGCGGGCCCUGGUGCUACGUCAGUGGCGAGGCCGGCGUCCCUGAUAAACGGCCUUGCGAGGACCUGAGCUGUCCAGAGACAACCUCCCAGGCCCUGCCAGCCUCCACGACAGAAACUGAGGAAGUGUCUGAAGGGCCAGGUGCAGAUGAGGUGCAGGUAUUCGCUCCUGCCAACGCCCUGCCGGCCCGGAGUGAGGCAGCAGCUGUGCAGCCAGUGAUUGGGAUCAGCCAGCGGGUGCGGAUGAACUCCAAGGAGAAAAAGGACCUGGGAACUCUGGGCUACGUGCUGGGCAUUACCAUGAUGGUGAUCAUCAUUGCCAUCGGAGUUGGCAUCAUCUUGGGGUACUCCUACAAGAGUCUUUUCAGUGUCAGCCCUGCUCAAAGCCAUCUCCACUUCACAAGCUGAGACACCCCCUGCCCCCGACCAGCCACAUGGAUGGAUGCCUCUUCUAUCCCAGAGCUCCAGCUACCCCUUCUCUAAAGAUUAGGUGACUGGCAGCCUCUCUCUAAGCUCUAGUCUUAUGGAGCCAGUUUCUUGCCUAGAAGAUGUUGAUAGGUUCUGCUAGAAGAAUAGAAGGCAUCAAUGCUGGCUCUUCCCAAACCGGUUCCACAACCAUCCCUGCUAUCCCCCAUCCCCCAAACGUCUGGUAAGUGAUACCUCAAGCCGCUCUAACUCCUCCUCCUCCUCCUGUUCCCUCAUUGCCAAACAGUCUCUCCAUUCUGACUCCACCCUGCCUCACCAGUCUCUCCAUUCUAACUCCAUCCUGCCCCAGGCUCCGGUCCCCACAGCUACUACUGUAAUUCAGAAAUCUGAAAUGUUUCAUUAGCCCUCUAUGCAGGUCUUCAUGGCCUGAGACCCUCCCCAUUCCACCCGAAUCUACUAACCAUAUCAGACUAAUAUAUAUAUAUUUUUUGAGAUGAAGUCUCUCUCCGUCACCAGAUUUGAGUGCAGUAGUGUGAUCUUGGCUCACUGCAACUUCCGCCGCCCAGGUUCAAGUGAUACUCCUGCCUCAGCCUCCUGAGUAGCUAAGACUACAGGCAUGUACCACCGGCCCAGCUAAUUUUUUUUUUUUUGAGACAAGUCUUGAUCUGUCACCAGGCUGGAGUGCAGUGGCGCAAUCUCAGCUCACUGCAACCUCUGCCUCCUGGGUUCAAGCAAUUCCCCUGCCCUGGCCUCCCGAGUAGCUGGGACUACAGGCACGUGCCACCACGCCAGCUAAUUUUUUGUAUUUUAGUAGAGAUGGGGUUUAACAAGUUGGCCAGGAGGGUCUCAAUCUCCUGACCUUGUGAUCCACCCGCCUCGGCCUCCCAAAGUGCUGGGAUUACAGGCAUGAGUCACUAUGCCCGCCUUGUAUUUUUUUUUUAGUAGAGACAGGGUUUCACCAUGUUGGCCAGGCUGGUCUCAAACUCCUGACCUCAAGUUAUCUACUCGCCUCAGCCUCCCAAAAAAGUGCUGGUAUUACAGGCGUGAGCCACCAUACUUGCCCAGAUUCAUUUUGGAAAAAGCACAGCUCUUAAACUUUCUUGCUUAAAAAUCUUUUCCUGCCAGGCACGGUGGCUCAUACCUAUAAUCCCAACACUCUGGGAGGCUGAGGAAGGAGGAAUGCUUGAGCCCAGCCUGGGCAACAAAAUGAGAACCUGUCUCUACAAAAAAUAAAAAUUAAAAAAUUAGGUGUGGUGGUACACACCUGCAGUCCCAGCUACUCGGGAGGCUAAGGCAGGAGGACUGCUUGAGCCCUGGAGGUUGAGGCUGUAGUGAGCCAUGAUCAUGCCACUGAACUCCAGCCUGCAUGGCAGAGCAAGAUCCUGUUUCAAAACAACAACAACAAAAACCCUUCCUGAUUCAAGCCCCAGAAACAGGGAAAAAUAAAAAUAAAAACCAAAACCAAUCAACCAGAAAACUCUUUUACAUCUGUCUCCUAAAUAUAUUCCAGACUCCUUAAUUUAAAACACAGGGACCUUAAUGUACCCCCAAACUGUUCAGACUACUACUAUCUUCAUGGACCCCCAUGAGAAGGGCAGUGGUUAAAGUCUCAGGCUUGGCGAUCAGACUGAUUAACCCAAUCCCAGCUCUGUCCCUUUCCAGCCCAGCUUCUUAUCUGGAAACCAAGGUUGUCAUGAGGACUAAACAUGCACCUGCAUAUUAAUUCCUCAGCUUAGUGCCUAGCAUAUAGAGAGCACUCAGUACGUGUCAGCUGUUGUUAUUGCUAUGAUUGGAAUCAUUUGUUUCCAGGUAAAAUAGAUGAUUUUCUCUUCUUUCCUCCCAGGUCUUUGCUCCUGUCGCUUCAAUCUUGGAACCUCUCUGCCAAUAGGAACUUUUUAUCCAAUUCUGACCCUUCAGGGCUCUGCUAGAACUCAUUUCUCCUUCACUGAUUUCCUAUGCAGUGAGGUGCUCUACUUGGUUCAAGGGCCCUUAGCAUCUGGACACCUUGAACAGCAAGGCCAGGCCAUCUCAGGCUACAAUUUGCCUCUCUAGUUUGCCUUGUCCACGCUGUUUGCCCUUAGAGAUGUGUAAUUCUUUGAGAAUAGGGCUGUGAGCUAAGAACAGUUGGCUAGAGGUAGUUUCAGUGGCACAGACAAACACAACGAAUAGCUGCUGACCCACCCCACACAAGAUGCACAGGAAGGGGUCUCUACCUUCUAGUGAAGCCCACAAUUCUUGCACCUCUCCCUACUCUUGCCCUGCUGGCAGGUUUGUUGGUGGGACUCACCAUUCCCGAGGCGAUUCCUUUGGCAAAUCUGACCUUCUGCUGCCAGGGGAACGGAUCCUGCAGGAUAGGGGAAUGACUGUUGGAGGUUGUUAAGCCCUGUCCCACUCGUGGUCCAGACCCACGAGUCAAUAUGGUCUCCCAGUGAAGCCUCCCUGUCUGUGCCUAGACCCGCCCAGCAUGGUCUUUGGGGGCAAAGCAGGGCUCCUCUGGCCUUUAAACUCCCAGGGUAAUGGUAGUAGAAGUGUCCGACAACCCACCAAGGCUCCUGGAGACUAUGGGGUGUUGUGCUCACCAUUCC